AUGACCCGCCUCACAGACUUCAAACUCCUCUGCUUUGACGUCUACGGCACCCUCAUCGACUGGGAGACUGGCGUGCUCAACGGUUUGCAGCCCCUCCUCUCCGCCAACAAUGCCACUUUUACUCGUGAGAAACUCCUCACCGUCUACCACGAGUGCGAGGCCGCACAGCAGUCCAAGACUCCGGACAUGAAGUAUCAAGACCUCCUGGCCACCAUCCUCCCCCACGUCGCCGCGAAGCUGGGCCUCCAGGCACCCAGCGACGAGCAGUGCCAGCAGUUUGGCGCCACCGUCGGCCAGUGGCCUGCCUUCCCCGACAGCGUCGGCGCGCUGCAGAGGCUGGCACGGCACUACAAGCUCGUCGUGCUCUCCAACGUGGACGUUGAGUCGUUCCGCAAGAGCCUGGCAGGGCCCCUCGCAGGCGCACAUUUUGACACCAUCAUCACCGCGCAGGACGUUGGGAGCUACAAGCCCGACCAGCGUAAUUUUGAGCACAUGCUUCGCGUGGUCAGAGACAAAUUUAGUGUCACAAGGGAGCAGGUGCUACAGACGGCGCAAAGUCAAUUCCACGACCAUGAGCCCGCCAGGAAGCAGGGCAUCAAGUCAAGUUGGAUCUACCGUCCGGGCGCGGUCAUGGGCAACACGGGCGGUGAGAUUUACGAUUGGAAGUUUGCAACGCUGGGCGAGAUGGCGGAUGCCCUAGAGAAGGAGUUGGCUGGAUGA
This is a messenger RNA of Emericellopsis cladophorae, 720 nucleotides long. RefSeq lists its product as uncharacterized. Lineage: Eukaryota; Fungi; Ascomycota; Sordariomycetes; Hypocreales; Bionectriaceae. The record is from RefSeq and is a predicted model, not a curated record. Bases 1 to 720 code for a protein of 239 amino acids. The transcript has a single exon.